AUGUCUUCAGAGCACCAUCCUCUCCUUCCAACAAGUCACGCUGAACAACAUCCCUCAAAGUAUCACCACUACCGCGACAAAACAGCAGAAUUACUCGAAAGCCCUCGUCUCCACAAACUCGUCAUAGCCCUCAUCGCUACAGAUGCCGUAUGCGUCCUGAUCGACCUAGGCUAUACAGUCCUUUCAACAGACUGCACACCCGUGGGUGGCGAAGCCCCAGAAUGGCUCGAAGUAUUAGCCCACAUCUCACUCCUCAUCACCACCCUUUUCUUGAUCGAAAUCCCACUCAACUUGUGGGCUUUUGGGCGGCAGCACAUGAACCCCUUCGGACCCGUCCCCCACGCCGCUUUACACGCAUUCGAUACAUUCGUUAUUCUGACAACGUUCAUCUUGGAGGUCGUGUUGCGCGGCAGUGAGAGGGAACUCGCGGGACUCCUCGUCAUCUUGCGAUUGUGGCGGCUCGUGAAACUAGUAGGAGGUGUCGCCAUUGGCGCCGGUGAACUUGAAGAAGAGAACGCCCGAAUUUUGGCUGGAACACGCAACGAACGUGAUCAUCUCAAGGCCGAACUUGAAGCCUCUCGUCAGGAAAACGAGAAACUUCGUAAACAGUUAGGUCUUCCCAACACAGGCGUUCAGGAUAUCCCAGAUAGAUAA
Molecule: messenger RNA, 654 nt
Organism: Laccaria bicolor S238N-H82
Lineage: Eukaryota; Fungi; Basidiomycota; Agaricomycetes; Agaricales; Hydnangiaceae
Exons: 3
Coding region: 1-654 (217 amino acids)
Biological process (GO): proton transmembrane transport
Cellular component (GO): plasma membrane
Molecular function (GO): voltage-gated proton channel activity
Source: RefSeq, a predicted model, not a curated record